Molecule: messenger RNA, 1683 nt
Organism: Knipowitschia caucasica
Lineage: Eukaryota; Metazoa; Chordata; Actinopteri; Gobiiformes; Gobiidae
Source: the annotation of a GenBank genome assembly
AUGCCUGUACAGCAGAUCACCGUGGUUCCAGCCAGGGACGGCAGCGGCGGCGGGAAGGGAUCAGCACGUUCCAAAGACAAGAGCGAGGGAAAGAAGGCCCCUGGACGCUCGGGAAGUCGAUCCAGCAACAUCUCCAAGGUCAGCAACUCGACUGGACUGCCCAGCGCCUCAAGGACCUCUGUCACCCCGUCUUCUCAAGACAUUUGCAGUUCUGGCCCAUUGUCUCGUUUAGAAGAGGAAGAGUCUGAAGUAAAAAACUCAGGGAGGCACACGAGCUCUUCCACAAUGACAGUAGUCAAUGCCCUGGGCUCCUCCAACACCGGGCCGUGCAAAAAGAAACAGGUGAAGCGCCGCCACCGCCGCAAAGGAACGGGCUGCCCCACCUUCAACUGUGUGGACAGUUCCUCCAAACAGGAGCUGAUGGAGCACAGUGUGAGCUCUGAGAAGGGGGAGAAGAGAGAACAGUCUUCUAAAACCACCAGGGAUCUAACCCCUGGCCUCAGCUGCCCAAGUGCCAAGCACACUGACUCCACCUCAGACGAGGAAACGUGGAGACAGACCCGGAGUUGGAGCAAGGAGAAGGCCAGGAGGGCCCGGCGCCGCAGCACAAGCAGCCAAGACAGAGACAUGGUCCAAGCUUUUGAAAACAAGGUGGAAGCGAUGGAACUACAGUCUAUCAGCUCAGAGGAGGAGAAGGAGAACCAGCUGCUGGAGGAGAACUGUAGCGGAGGUUUGAGGAGUCGUCAUGGAAGCAGGGCCUCCAUGAAACAGGACAAAGAUGUGACCAAAGAUUUGUCAGAGGUGAAGGAGACGUCUCUGAGCAAAGAACAAGAGGAGGAGAAGUCUCACAGCAGCAGCUCCGCACCAGAAGAAGAGGAGCUCCAGGAGCACAUCACCAAGCGCUAUCAGGAGAGAGGCUCAGGGGGCGGAGACAUGUCUGUGCCCACCCCCCAGGCCCACUGCACAGGCAACGGGGUCAACACACUGCCCCCCUGCUCCGACUCGGAAACAGAGGUCUGCAGGAUAUGUCACUGUGAAGGGGAUGACGAGUGUCCAUUGAUUAUGCCUUGCCGCUGCACAGGAAGUCUCAGUUUUGUCCAUCAGACCUGCCUGAACCAGUGGAUCAAGUCUUCAGACACUCGCUGCUGUGAGCUCUGCAAGUUUGACUUCAUCAUGGAGACCAGGCUCAAACCGAUACGGAAGUGGGAGAAGCUCCACAUGUCCAAAGGUGAGAGGAGGAAAAUCUUCUGCUCUGUCCUGUUCCACCUCAUCGCUCUCGGCUGCAUGCUGUGGUCAGUCUACAUCCUGGUCAAAAGAACUGCUGAGGAGGUCCGGUUGGGAAAGAAUGACGAGUUAUGGAGACUUUCUCUUACGAAGCACUACUCGACCGGGGGUGUGCUGGAGUGGCCCUUCUGGACCAAGCUCAUUGUGGUGGCAAUAGGCUUCACUGGAGGACUCAUCUUCAUGUACAUCCAGGGUAAAGUGUACCUGCAGCUGUGGCACCGGCUCAAAGCCUUUAACCGCAUCAUCACUGUGCAAAACUGCCCCGAUAAGGAGCUCCACAACCCCCUGGCCCGUAGGUCUCACCACAGCAGCCCCAGUGUGGAGGUCGGCCCAGCACCUCACCCAGACUCAGACCUGUCCGUGGAGGCUGCUGUGGCCCCAGCACAAAGCCCUGUCUGA